CUCGCACACCACCAUAUUUGUUUACUUGACAAGAAUGAGGGUUUGACGCUUAGAUUUGGAGUUUCAAUUUUAGUUUUUUUUUUGUUAAUUUUUCGUUGUUUUUAUCGUUGUUUUCCGGUUAAUUUCUCGAUUUUGACGGGACUGAAAGAUUUACAGUCAUGAAGAACAUCAAAACAAGUAAUGGAAAAGAGGCACUCGAGCGAUUUGGUGACCAAGGUGGCUUUUUCGAUCUCGUUCUGAAGCCAAUGUUCCAGCAGGGACACGAGGGUGAACUCCUGAGUUGGCUGAAAGAGACAUCCCUCAUCAGAUCCUCAAUCAGUUGUCCUCAGCCUGAGUGCCAGGGUCGAAGCAUGACCUGGGCUGGGGCGAGACUGAGGGACAGGUACAACUGGGUCUGUCCCACCUGCAGUAAGAAACAGACCAUCAGGGAGGGCUGUUUCUUCAACGGGGUCAAAACUGAUUUCAAAAGUGCACUUAUGCUCGUCCUCGCUUGGUGCCAGGAUGUGCCUUCCGAGAUCGCUGCUCAGCAAUUGGAGAUUAAAGAACAUAUCGCCAAGAAAGUUUACGAAAAAUGUGGAAAAAUAUGUGAAUAUUAUAUUGAUGCACACCCAGAGGAGUUUCAAGUUGGUGGCCCAGGGAUGGUUCUGAUCGUCGAUGAGUUUCCUGGAGGAUUCAUGAUGCCAGAGGGCAUGGACGUGAUGACAACGAAAAAGAGGAAUAAUAAUUCACAUACGAUACUCUGUAUUGCUGAAGCCAACUGCAUUCCUCCGAAAAUGUGGUUGCACAUGAUUCAGGCGAUGCCCGAGCCCCUACCAAAGACAGUAAAAGGAAAAAUGCCCAUUCAGAGGUGUGGAAUGGUGGAAGAAGCUAUAAGAAUUAUCACGAAACAAGUUCUACCAGGGAGUUUCCUGGUUGCCAAUCGUCGGGCUCGGUGCUGCAAUUACGAGUCUCUCCAGGAGCUCAAGCAAUAUGGAGUGUUCAGUGUGGAAUAUUUACAGACUUUCGAUAGUUUUGGUCAUCAAAAACUACUCGGCAAUCUAGGUACAAUUUGGCAAAAUGGUGUGGACAUCUGCGAAGAAAUCCAGGAGUCGACUCGUUCCCUGGCUCAAUCAAUAAUCUCAACUCACCUCUGGAAGCAGAGAUUCGGCUAUCCAUCGUCCUCCUCUCCAGCUUUCCAGUACAUGCUCAAUCACAUAACCGAGUGUUAUCGUUUCACAUAAGUUGAAUUUUUCUAAUCCGCGAAUUUUACCUCAUUAAGUUUAAAAAAAUGAGAGAAAGCUAUCAAAUUUUCAGUUUGAGAGAUUGAGGAAAAACGACCCAUCUUCAAUCUCCAAUAACUGGAGAACGGCACAGUGAAAUUUCUUGAAUUUUUCUUCAUUUUCGAGGUAUUUUUUCAAGCUUUAAAAUGAAUUUUGACUCGUCAAAAUCCCGUCCUUCGGUCAGGAGAUAUUGACGAUUGAAGAAGGAUCGUUUUACCUGAUAUUUUUCUGAAAAAUUGAUGAACGUUAGUUCCAGUUGCAGACGAAUUUCUGAGCAAUAGCCUCUCCCCGAGGCGCAUAUCUGUAUUCUCCAAUUAUAUUAUGUAUUAAGAAUGUCUUCCAAAUGAACUUCGGACGACACUGAGACUGACCCGCAAGUGCCUCUCGAUAUUAAAAACGAAAGUGACGAUGAAAACUUGAAAAAAAAUUGAUGAUAAUUCGAUGGCAAUUAAUCAUGAUAUUGUUGAAAUGUUUUUGAUAUUCUAUAAUCGAACUAGAGAAUAAUUAUGCAGCUUUAAUUGCACAAAUAUUAAUGGAAUCAAUUAUAUUUACAAUUAGUUCUUUUCCCUCAUUAAUUCGACAUUUAUUUCAAUUAUUCGCACAGAAGUUACGUUAAAUCGCACAAUUAUAGUAUUCCCUUUUGUUACAAAAAAAUCUAUAGAAUAUUCUACUGUCUUGUACUGCUUACAAACUGUAGAAAAUAUUUUUUAAAAUAAAUCUCGUUAUUAAAACGUGA
This is a messenger RNA of Diachasma alloeum, 1995 nucleotides long. RefSeq lists its product as uncharacterized. Bases 159 to 1220 code for a protein of 353 amino acids. The transcript is spliced from 5 exons. The record is from RefSeq and is a predicted model, not a curated record. Lineage: Eukaryota; Metazoa; Arthropoda; Insecta; Hymenoptera; Braconidae.